AUGCCACGCUGGGCAUGGCAUAAUGACACUGAACCAGCUGGAGAAAACGUUUCCUAUGAUCUACCCGACCCAAAUCUUCCUGGUGUUUCUCAAUGGCUCAUUGGAAUUCCAAACCGUGUCAAUCUUGGACGCAUUGGACUGCGACUCAACGACGAUACACUGUCAUCAAGCAGCAUAUCUAAUACCCACCAGGAGCUAGACCUCUGGCACGGAGCCAUCCCAUCAACUUUCACGAUCGACGAUGUCAAGGUCAAGGUUGUCACGCAAGGCGACUUUGAUUCAGACGCAGUUGUUUUCACCAUUGACUCACAAUUGAUCGAGUCGGGAAAGCUCAAGGUCGAGCUCGACUUUCCAUACCCUCCAAUCCAUACAGCAAAGUACAAGAACGAAGUUUUUGUUGAAGUCUACGACUUCCCAAAUAAUCAUUCUACAAAACUUUCAGCCAACCUCAGAGAUAAUACAGCACACAUAUAUCAUGACACGGGUACUAAGUACUACGUGAACCUUCGUUGGCCCAAGAAGGCUUCACUGGAACUGAAACGCCUUGACCUUCAGGGCUCUACCAAACCCACAGCUCAUCGAUAUACUCUUUCAUCGAGACAUGGAAGGACUAUUUCUUUCGUGGCGCACUUCUCUCCAGACAGGAGAGUAUCCGACCUGCCAUCUACUAUUGAUAGACGUAGCAGAGCUGGAUGGCAAGACUACUGGAGUCAAGGGGGUUUUGCGGAUUUGACCGAGUCCACGAACCCCAACGAUACUGAGCUUCAACGUCGAAUCGUUACCUCCCAGUACCAUGUCAGAGCCAACAGUACUACCGAUGGUUAG
Molecule: messenger RNA, 825 nt
Organism: Fusarium musae
Lineage: Eukaryota; Fungi; Ascomycota; Sordariomycetes; Hypocreales; Nectriaceae
Exons: 2
Coding region: 1-825 (274 amino acids)
Source: RefSeq, a predicted model, not a curated record